This is a messenger RNA of Hemiscyllium ocellatum (epaulette shark), 1456 nucleotides long. Its product is annotated as zinc finger protein 239-like. Gene Ontology annotation, biological process: regulation of transcription by RNA polymerase II. Gene Ontology annotation, molecular function: DNA-binding transcription factor activity; RNA polymerase II cis-regulatory region sequence-specific DNA binding. The coding region runs from base 446 to 1315 and encodes 289 amino acids. The transcript is spliced from 2 exons. The record is from RefSeq and is a predicted model, not a curated record. NCBI's taxonomy places the organism in Eukaryota, Metazoa, Chordata, Chondrichthyes, Orectolobiformes, Hemiscylliidae.
CGCAUGCGCCUUGCGGAACCUGGGUACAAUGACACCGAGGAUGUCGAACGCUCAAUCCGUGAGCUGAAACCGAUUGUACGAGGAUAAUACAGAGGGCGUCAUGAGCACGCAGGCUUUAUAAACACGUAGUGAUACUCCUUGGCCCUGAAUAAGGAACGACUGGUGCCGGGUUAACCCUGGACGGGCAGUCGCGUUUCCCCGGUGGAAGGUCCUUGGCCCACCGCCGCCAUGUUUGUUGGGGGCAAGGUGGUGAAGCGCAUGCGCGACCCUGCACGGGCAGGAAGAUAAUGACAGCACAAUAGCUGAAGACUAUGGAGUCCCAUGUGGGCCACAGCAGGGAAUUAGAACAGGAGGAUUUGAAAUCGGAAAACUGAAACCCAAAAUCACAUCCAGAUCAGAUGGAAUUGUCCAAUUUGUCCCACCUGAAUAACAUUGGACUGUGAACAUGGAAGGUAAAAGCACUGUUCUCAGUGAGGAGAAACGAUGCAUAUGUCGUGUGUGUGGACGAGGCUUCAGUCAAUCAUCUGGCCUGUCGAGACACAAGUGCAGUCACACUGGGAAGAAACCAUGGAAAUGCGAAGACUGUGGGAAGGGAUACAGAUCCCCAUCUCAGUUGGAAAUUCAUCGACGCAGUCACACUGGAGAGAGGCCAUUUACCUGCCCGGAGUGCGGCAAGGGAUUCACUCUGUCAUCCAACCUACUGACACACCAGAGAGUUCACACUGACGAGAGACCUUUCAAAUGUCCAGACUGUGGGAAGUGCUAUAAAAGCUCUGGGGAACUGAUUCGCCACCAAGGUGUUCAUGUCGAUGACAGACCUUUCAGGUGCUCUCAGUGUGGAUCUGGAUUCAGACGAUCAUCUCACCUCACUGUACACCAGCGAGUUCACACUGGGGAGAGACCGUUCAUCUGCUCCGAGUGUGGGAAAGGAUUCGCUCAGUUCCCCAACCUGCAGAAACACCAGCAGGUUCACAGCGCUGAGAAGCCAUUCACCUGCUCCGACUGUGGGAAGGGUUUCACUCAAUCAUUCAGCUUGCUAAGACACCAGCGAGUUCACACUGGGGAGAGACCAUUCACCUGCUCGCAGUGUGGGAACACGUUUACUCAGUCUUGCAGCCUGUUGAGACACCAACGAGUCCACACUCAGGAGAAGCCAUACUCCUGCUCCUUGUGUGGAAAGGGAUUCGCAACUUCAUCCAGUCUACUGGAGCAUAAGCGAGUUCACACUGGGGAGAGGCCAUUCAACUGCUUUGAGUGUGGAAUGGGAUUUACUAAGUCAUCCACCUUGGUGAGACACCAGCGAGUUCAUAAAUAACUACAGUGAUGAGAUUCUGCUGUUAAUCAGAUCAAGGACAGGACCAAGUUCAUUGGGUUCCUGCUGAUACUAAUAAACUUCUGCCCAGUCAUAAGCAUUAAUAUUCUGGAUAAAAGUCAAAUAAAUCAGCUUUGUCAUGAA